Molecule: messenger RNA, 3113 nt
Organism: Aedes aegypti (yellow fever mosquito)
Lineage: Eukaryota; Metazoa; Arthropoda; Insecta; Diptera; Culicidae
Gene: polo
Product: serine/threonine-protein kinase polo
Exons: 6
Coding region: 694-2409 (571 amino acids)
Biological process (GO): regulation of cytokinesis; mitotic cell cycle; protein phosphorylation
Cellular component (GO): nucleus; centrosome; spindle pole
Molecular function (GO): protein binding; protein serine/threonine kinase activity; ATP binding
Source: RefSeq, a predicted model, not a curated record
AAUAAGUUUGUGCCGUUCGUCAGUUGUAAAGCCCGCAAAAGUUUUGUGCUUUUCCUCCAUCAUUGCUGCCGAGAAGAAGUUUCGUGGAAAAUCUCUAUGGUGUGGUUUCCUCCGCAAUUUUAAAGUUCCGUCAUCAAGUGUAUUCGCGGCAACGUUGGUUGUUGGUAAUUCACCGAAAAAAGUGUUGCGGUGUGGUCCGGUUUUGAUUAGGCUGCUCCAAUUCGUUACCCGAGAGAGAAUCUUUUGUCUCCUGCGGCUCGUUUUUUAAAAGUUCAACGGUCAUCGGAACAAUCAUUUUUCGGGUUUCCUUCCCGAUGACCUCUUAUCAAUGAAAACGGUUUUAUCUCAUAAAAGUUGAAGCAAGUAAUCGAUUUUCCAUCCCACCACGGGAAGAAUCUCGCAAGUUGGUUUAUAUUUUCGACCGUUUGUUACGGGCUGUCAAUUUUAAAAUUUUGCUCAGCAGAAGAACGGGCUGCUGCUGCUAAGAAAAAGAAGAAAGCAGUGUUUAGUGUCGCGAAAAACCGGAAUAAGGACAGUAGGGAGAGAAGUAAGAAGUGAAGAACAAGAUCCUAUCCAGCUCGGAGUCGGUUUCGGUUGAUUUAUCGCUUCCUUUACGGUUUUGUGCUCCAUCCUCGGUUGUUUUUCUUGCGAUCGUCCGGAAGAGUCGCGGCGCGCUGAAAUCCUGUAUUCGAGAUGAGUUCCAUCAAGCCAGAUGAUAAGUCGUCCGAUAUCCCGGAGAAAUUGUACGACGCCACUGCCAGAAGGACGUACAAGAGGUUGCGAUUUUUCGGCAAGGGUGGAUUCGCAAAAUGCUACGAAAUCAUGGACGUCGUCACUGGCGAAGUGUACGCCGGAAAGAUCGUGUCGAAAAAGCUAAUGAUGAAGCAUAAUCAGAAGGAAAAAAUGACACAGGAGAUCACGAUUCACAAAUCGUUGAACCAUCGGAACAUUGUGGGAUUUCAUAGCUUUUUCGACGACCCUCUCAACAUCUACAUCGUGCUAGAACUCUGCAAGAAACGGUCAAUGAUGGAAUUGCACAAACGGCGAAAAGUCAUCACCGAUUACGAGUGUCGCUACUACAUCCACCAGGUGCUCACGGGUGUCAAGUAUCUACACGACCGGCACAUAAUCCAUCGGGAUUUGAAACUGGGUAACCUGUUCCUGAAUGAUGAAUUACACGUCAAAAUCGGAGAUUUUGGGUUGGCCACCAAGAUAGAGUUCGAAGGCGAACGUAAAAAGACCCUUUGCGGCACCCCGAACUAUAUUGCUCCGGAGAUUCUGAAUAAAAAGGGCCACAGCUACGAGGUGGACGUUUGGUCCAUAGGAUGUGUGAUGUUCACGCUGCUCGUAGGGCAGCCGCCAUUUGAAACGAAAAGUCUGAAAGAUACUUACACCAAGAUAAGAAAAUGUGAUUACCGGCUCCCUUCCACAAUUCGUACGAAUGCUGCUGAGAUGAUUUGCUCAAUGCUCCAGUCGGACCCCAUCAAGCGUCCCAGUGUAACACAAAUGUUCGACUUUGAUUUUAUGUGCAGCGCUCACAUUCCAGCGUCGCUCCCGAUCUCUUGUCUCACGAUGGCUCCCCGUGCUGACCAGUUGGAGAACGCCGAUCGCAUGGGUAGGAAACCACUUUCAGAAGUUAACGAUGACACCCGCUUGGAAUCGUCCUUCCUCAAGAACAACCUGCACGAUGCCAUUACGGCCUCCGGCACCAUGUCCCGGCACAAUGAAGGCUAUAGGACUGACAUCGAAAAUCUGUACAAGCAGCUAAGCUCCUUGAUCGCAUCCAAGCCUCCUAAACUGGCAACCAAUCUGGACGAUGAAAACACCGAUCCAGCAGUGCAGCCGCUUUUCUGGGUCUCCAAAUGGGUGGACUACAGCGACAAGUACGGCUUCGGCUAUCAGCUCUGCGACGAGGGCAUGGGAGUGAUGUUCAACGAUACCACAAAACUGAUUAUGCUCGCAAACGGACUCAAUGUGCACUUCAUCGACAAGGAGGGCGUCGAGACGUACAUGGACAUUCACAACUAUCCACCGCAGAUGGAGAAAAAGAUGAAACUGCUGUCCUACUUCAAGCGAUACAUGACGGAACAUCUGGUGAAGGCUGGCGCGGGGGCCGUCAAUAUUGAAAGUGAUCAGAUCUCCCGUAUUCCCCAUCUGCACACGUGGUUCCGCACAAUGUGUGCCGUCGUGAUGCACCUGACAAACGGUACCGUGCAGCUCAACUUCUCCGACCACCAGAAGAUCAUCCUCUGUCCGCUGAUGCGAGCCGUAACCCUGAUGGACAACAACAAGAACUUCCGGACGUACCGGUUCUCCACGAUCCAGGAGCAGGGCUGUUCGAGCGAUCUGUACCAGAAGAUCCGAUAUGCGCACGAAAAACUCAAGAAACUACUGGAAAAGCUAGCGUGAGAGAGCAUCGAAACACAUUCCAUUUGAUUUCGGUAGUACAGUAGCGAAACGUCUGUCGUGCUCUUUUCGUAGAUUAUUGCGUUAGAGUUAGGCGCAGUUUUGUGCGAACACAAUCUCUUUUGGAUUAGUAUUUUUAUAAACUUUCCACAUAUAUUAAUGACUUCUGCAUCAAAUAUCUUGUGCCGGCAAUCGUUAGUUUUCCCUUUUUAUUGGCGGAUGACAUUAUCUUUAGUAUCUUGUUUUUCUGUAUAAGGUUAUGAUACUUUUCCUUAGAAAUAUACGAAUAGUUUCAAAAAUAAUUAGCACGUGAACAAGUAUCACUCAUUGAACUGAAAACAUGCAAUUUUGUUUUACAGAACGAGAUCAAAUGCGUCGAAGUUUUUCAGUAUUUAAAAGCGAAAAUAAUUUUUCAAGCAAAACAAUGGAGUAGUGCCUUAAUGUUACUUACGGCACCACCGGUAUGAGGGAGGCAAUGCAAAUGAAACUAGAAUCUGAGCCAGAUGCAGUUGCGUUACACUGAAAUAACUCUCUUAAACAGCGGCGUACAUUGUUAUGUAGUACAACAAUUCGGGGACAACGAUAAGGAAAGGUGUCCAUCUAUAUGCUAAACCGAGAACAGAGCGAAUAGCUACGGAUAGGAUCUUUUAGGCCGAUAAGUUUAAUGUUGUAGAUAUAAUUUCAAAUAAAUAAGCGUUUCUAGGAUA